Messenger RNA from Gloeophyllum trabeum ATCC 11539, 1751 nucleotides. RefSeq lists its product as uncharacterized. The transcript has 3 exons. Bases 198 to 1364 code for a protein of 388 amino acids. Lineage: Eukaryota; Fungi; Basidiomycota; Agaricomycetes; Gloeophyllales; Gloeophyllaceae. The record is from RefSeq and is a predicted model, not a curated record.
UCCCAGCAUUGAAAGGGCCGUUCCAUUCUCUCCCUGAAAACGACAAAACCGCGUCUUGGCCGAACAGCUCUGUUCAUACGACACGCAAGGAAGCAGCAGAGAGGUAGACGCAGCAGGCUCGUAAAUUCCCCCAGGCAGUCUUUAAGGCCCGUCAGCCGCCGUCAGUCUCCGCCUCACCGUCUUUCCCACCAACCAUCAUGUUCUCGACAAAGCCGCGAAAGCUUACCCUCACGCUCUUUACCUACGUCGCUCUCGUUCUCGCCCUCUCCGCUCUUUCAGAUGCGAAAGGCUACGCUCCAGUCCCUCAGCGUCGUGACCAUGUAGACCUCAAUCGCAUGCUCAAAAAGCGUGCUCCGCCCCCGCUCAUCCCGGUCGUAGGUGCUGGCAGCAACCCCGAUCAGAUUUCGGAUACUGCAACUGGCACUGGGACCACAACGGCUGGCGCUGGAACUGCUACGACGACGGGCACUGGAACCACUUCCCGCGCCACGACUACUAGUUCCGAGACGACCACGUCCGCGACUACCGCGUCUACAAGCAGCUCGACUUCGACUUCGGUCUCGACGAGCUCUUUAACCUCCAGCAGCACCUUGAGCAGCAGCUCCAGCACUUCCUUGAGCAGCUCUAGCUCGAGCACCAGCUCGUCGACGACUUCAUCGUCUUCUACCCAAACUUCGGCCACGACUACGGCAGCCGAUACAAUCGCUUUCACAACCUCCGCUCCCGCGGGUACCACUAUGAAUACCCCCGUUAAUAAGGGAACCCGCACCAGUACCGUAGUCGCCGCCGCAUCCGCUACCGAUUCUGGGACUACUACCCCUUCCGGCAGCGCGUCCAAGGUAACAAAGACGACAAUCACUGUCCUUGCUGUCAUUGCAGCUUGCAUCGGUGGGACUGCCAUCAUUUGGACGGUCAUCCGCAAGUGGAAGUUCAGGCCCUCCGCUGAGUUCGAGGAUCGUAUGCAGCCCAUCGACUGGCAGCCCACUGAGACCACCGAGAACGGUCUUCCGGGUCAUCAUCGCGCCAUGUCAAACGCCUCGCAUGGCUCCUUCCAGUCCGGCGGUCAUGGUGACGAAAGUAACAUGGCCGGCCGUGGAAUGGGCGGAGGGUACGGAGCUACCUCCGACCAUGGUCACGGCAGCAGUCUCCAGCCCAUCCCUGACCACGACUUCACGGCCGUCGUGCCUGGCGGCGGAUAUGCCGAUCUUGCUCGUGGCCCCAGCCCUCAGCCCCCCAUGCAAGAAUUAGCUCGCGGUCCUAGUCUGACCAGGGGUAAUUACGACUACGGUGUCCCCAUUCACCACCAGGGCGGCUAUCAGGAUGCCUACGACUACAAUGGCGCUGGUGCCGGUCCCAGGUAUUAAGUGGGACGCGAUGAGGUUAUACGAUAUGGCGACGCAGUAAUUUGACGCGCAUCCACUUUCGUCUUGUUCGCUCGUUGGGAGGUUUGAUGUUGGCUCUUGGAGAACCUGAUGGGUCUACGUUCUUUACCACCGACAGUGUUCGUUUCUUGUUUAUUCUUACGUAUCUAUCAUUUACAUCCCCUGACGCUGGACGCUUGUCACUAUCUCAGCCUUCUCCUGGUGUCAUUGUGUAUGUGCUUAGACGAUUGUCGAUUGUCCAUGCAAUAUACCCGUGACCUUACUACCUGUAGUUCGUUUGCCGGUUAAUAUGAACUAUAUGUUACACAUGUGCUACACUUAGACUGUAUCAUUAUCUUCCGCCUCUUGGUUCUCUGCCAUGGUCCUCCA